AUGACGGCUUUUCGUAAACCUGGCUUCAAUGAAGCCUGGUUCAUAGCUAAGAGUGAGGAAUCAUUUUACUCUAACUUCAAUAUCACUGUUGUAUUUGAUCAGGAUGUUGCUUUAGGAGAGCUUUCUCAUGCAUUGAAAAGGUGUAUCGAUGCCAACAGAUGGUUAACCGUCAACUUUUUUCGGGAAUCUCAAAACAAGAACCCAGACUACCGUAAUGACUAUAAUCUACUGUAUGUCACCCGGAUUGCCUUUCGGACUAUACUUCAAUUGAGCUCAAUUCAGUCCGACGAAGAAUACUUGAAAUUUCUCAAUCUGACUCCGAUACCAAUGAAUCGGAAAGAUUUACCACUUUGGCGAGUUACAUUGAGAAAUCUGAACACAUUGAGUGUAUGUUUCUGUCAUAGUAUUUUCGAUGGAACAUGUGGUCUUCAGAUAAUUCGUGAUUUGGUGGCAGAACUUAACGAAAAUGGUCCAAAAGAGGAAAUCACCGAAUUAUUCAAUUUGCAACUGAAUCAAAACAAAGAUUGGACGGAGAUCGUGCCUGCUGUAGAAAGCAGCUACGAUCUAUACAUCCCACCACUACCACAACGUCUCAGUAUGCUUCUUCUGCAUUAUAUUCCUUUCUUUAGAGGCAAAACUCCUUCUCCAGAUCCUCCUCUAUUCACCUCUUUCCCAGUAGAGAAGACUUUGGAAUCGAAUUACAAAAUUCUACGCUUUGACCACGAGUUUACCUCACAGCUUGUCGCUUUCAGUAGAGAGAAUGGUUUUACUCUCACAUCACUCAUUAACGUGAUCGGUAUUCGCUGCAUUGAAAAAUUCAUCUAUCCAACCUAUGGUCCUUCGUUCUGUUCAAGCCACUUUCUUGCAGUCAAUGGAAGACGCUAUUACCGUCUGAAACCAGGCGAGUCCUACCAAUAUGGAAUGAUGGUAUGCGGUGCCCCAAUAAUAUUUCAUCCUUUAUCAGAUAAUUUUAUCAAUGACUGUAAAGAGUUUCAUCUGUUAAUGCAAGCUGAAAUAGUAUCUCGGCGCGGAUUCAAAAACUACUGGGCAAAUACCUACAUUGACUUCACCUACGAGCAGAAUAAAAAAAUUGGUACGAUGGACCGAUACACUACAAUGGUGUCUAAUCUUGGAAAAUUUGUGAACCCUGUCGGUGCAAUGACCAGAGUCACUGACGCUUACUUUGGACUGACCACGGCUAUGGGAUAUCAUUUUAUUUUUAACAUGUUGACCACAGAUGAAAGUGGGCUUACGCUAGUGAUUCCUUAUAAUCCAAAAUACCUGGAAAGCGAGAUGAGCAAAUUUCUGGAGGAAUUCGAGAAGUUCUGCCUUUCCCUCAUCACUAAUGAAAUGCAAGAGACUACUGAGGAUAUGUCUAUGUAA
This is a messenger RNA of Australozyma saopauloensis, 1383 nucleotides long. RefSeq names its product alcohol O-acetyltransferase. The transcript has a single exon. The coding region runs from base 1 to 1383 and encodes 460 amino acids. The record is from RefSeq and is a predicted model, not a curated record. NCBI's taxonomy places the organism in Eukaryota, Fungi, Ascomycota, Pichiomycetes, Serinales, Metschnikowiaceae. Gene Ontology annotation, molecular function: N-acetyltransferase activity.